UUCAGAGCGCCUCUGCAGCGCAUUCCGCUAUGUGCGCUCAAAGGAUGCGCAUCCGGUUCUCCUAACGCACUCUCUCCAAACGCACGGGUCUCCCCCUACCAUGGAUGGCACCAAUAACACCACAACCUGGUCUUACUUUGAAAACUUAACCGAACCCCCUAAAGUUGACGAUGAGGAGGUGAAGCUGAGUUACCAGGUGGUCACCUCCUUCAUGCUCGGAGCGCUCAUCCUGUGCGCAAUCUUCGGGAACGCCUGCGUCGUAGCCGCCAUCGCGCUGGAGCGCUCCCUGCAGAAUGUGGCCAACUACCUGAUCGGCUCUCUGGCCGUUACCGACCUGAUGGUGUCGGUGCUGGUGCUGCCCAUGGCGGCUCUCUACCAGGUCCUGAACCGCUGGACGCUGGGGCCGAUUCCCUGCGACAUCUUCAUCUCCCUGGACAUGGUGUGCUGCACCUCGUCCAUCCUGCACCUGUGCGCCAUCGCGCUGGACAGAUAUUGGGCGAUCACCGAGCCCAUUGAAUACAUGAAGAAGAGGACGCCGAGGAGAGCAGCGGUUCUUAUCAGCGUCACAUGGCUGGUCGGGUUCUCCAUCUCUGUGCCGCCGAUGCUGGUGAUGCGCUCCCAGCCGAACAGCGAAGCGGACGAACAGCCCAACCAGAUGGAGUGCAAGAUCAGGCAGGACCCCUGGUACACGAUAUACUCCACCUUCGGGGCUUUUUACAUCCCGCUCAUGUUAAUGUUGGUGCUGUACGGGCGGAUUUUCAAAGCGGCGCGGUUCCGGAUCAGGAGGACUGUGCGUAAAACCGAGAAAAAGAAGGUCUCCGACUCGUGCCUGGCGCUGUCCCCGGCGCUCUUCCACAAGAAGCCCCACGGAGCCGCGCAGGGUAAGAGCUGGAAAAGGAGCGUGGAGCCGCGGCCGCUGCCCACCGUCAACGGCGCGGUGAAGCACGCAGAGGACGGCGAGUCUCUGGAGAUCAUCGAGGUGCACAGCAGCUCCAGGGGCCACCUGCCUCUGCCAAACACCCCGAACUCCGCGCCGGUGUUCGAGAGCCGACACGAAAAGGCGACCGAAGCCAAGCGCAAGAUCGCGCUGGCGCGGGAGCGCAAGACGGUGAAGACCCUGGGCAUCAUCAUGGGGACCUUCAUCCUCUGCUGGCUGCCCUUCUUCAUCGUGGCUCUGGUGAUGCCUUUCUGCCGGGACUCCUGCUACAUGCCCGGCUGGCUGGAGGCCGUUAUAAACUGGCUGGGUUACUCCAACUCCCUGCUCAACCCAAUCAUCUACGCGUACUUUAACAAAGACUUUCAGAGCGCCUUCAAGAAAAUUAUCAAGUGUCAUUUCUGCAAACCCUGACGGAUCCACAUUUUCUCUCUCUCUAUAUUUUUUUCUUGUCUAAAACCGGGUCUGGAAGCGUCCAUGAUACUUUCCCCUCAAGCCAGAAACCUUCAGAAAUGAUCCCGACAGCGACUCAGACAGGGCUGCUUAUUAAGUCAUACUGAUGAUCAUCGUUAAAUAUCCAGACAUGUCUGUAGCCUAUGCAUAGAUAAAGCUGUGAUCGUUUGAUGGAGGCUUAUGUUCUUGUGAAA
Messenger RNA from Cyprinodon variegatus (sheepshead minnow), 1581 nucleotides. It is a transcript of the gene htr1ab, whose product is annotated as 5-hydroxytryptamine receptor 1A-beta. Lineage: Eukaryota; Metazoa; Chordata; Actinopteri; Cyprinodontiformes; Cyprinodontidae. Gene Ontology annotation, cellular component: plasma membrane. Gene Ontology annotation, biological process: regulation of behavior; regulation of hormone secretion; adenylate cyclase-activating adrenergic receptor signaling pathway. Gene Ontology annotation, molecular function: G protein-coupled serotonin receptor activity. Bases 101 to 1348 code for a protein of 415 amino acids. The transcript has a single exon. The record is from RefSeq and is a predicted model, not a curated record.